UCGACGUCACUAAUGAUUAUUGGCAUAACCUUAUUGUCGACACAAUAUUCGUUUUAAAUUGUUAAUCGGAGUGAUAAGAUAAUUUUUAUAUGGUGCGAUUAAGUUUUUGUUAGUAUACAAUAGGAUUUAUCGUGAGCACAUUGGAGUGGUAGUGAUUACAUAGAAAAGAGUAUACAAAGAACAAACAACAUGGGCAGCUCGCAGUCAUAUCCUGGAUUGACACAAGAUGUUCUCGAAGACUACGCAUCUCUGACCUAUUUAAAUAAGGGUGAAAUUUUAUACUUAAUGAAAAAGUUUUAUUCAAUUGGUCCGGAAAAGAUUCAACAUGACUUUCACCAUAGAUUUAGCAGAGAAGAUAUUUUAUCGAAGUUCCAUGUGUUGGAGAACAAUCCAUUUCAAGACAGGAUUUUCAGUGUAUUUUCUUCAAAAAACGAUGACUGCUUUUCGUUCGAAGAUUUGGUGGAUUUGUGUUCGGCUAUGAGCGCCGAGUGCCCUGCUGUUGUCAAAGCUGCUUGGGCUUUUAGGAUAUUCGAUUUAGAUGGAGAUAACCAGAUAACAGCUAAUGACAUCAACGGGAUCGUAGACCGACUCACUUUGAAUACUAAAGGAGAUAAUGUUGAGAACUGCCUCGAUCAGGAAUCUAAACGACAAAUUGCUAAAGUUAUACUGGAUGAAAUAAAGGAGAAUGCCCGUUUUGUUAGGAGAUUUGGGCCCCCAGAAAAAAAUUGCGUGCCAUGGUGGUAUUAACUUUAUUUUGAAGAACGACAAUUACCUUUUCAGACCCUGAAAACAAUUUAUAAUUUUUCACCCUAGUUUCCGAGAAUUAUUGAUUUUUUUCUGAUGAAGAAAUUGAGGUUAUUAGACAAUAUUUUUUCAAAAACAAUUUGCGUUAAAACAAUAAAAUAUUUUUAGUAUUAAUAUUGAUUCCCAAAUGAAAUAAAAACAUCAGA
Messenger RNA from Helicoverpa armigera (cotton bollworm), 950 nucleotides. RefSeq names its product calcium and integrin-binding protein 1. The transcript is spliced from 5 exons. Bases 190 to 747 code for a protein of 185 amino acids. Gene Ontology annotation, molecular function: calcium ion binding; magnesium ion binding. NCBI's taxonomy places the organism in Eukaryota, Metazoa, Arthropoda, Insecta, Lepidoptera, Noctuidae. The record is from RefSeq and is a predicted model, not a curated record.